AUGCCUCACGCUGUGAUUGACGAACCGACAGCACGAGAGACUGUAUUUCUUAACCACGCUCUCGAUAUAACUCCGAUCGACUCACCACUAUUCGCUUUCCCUAAAACAUCAAAACUGAACCCUACAUCCUAUUUGGCCCCUACAACUGCUCCGUACGGUCGACAUGUCGCAGAAUGGCAAGCCAAAUUCCAUGGGCUUCGAAGCGAGAAGCUACUUUACAGAAUGCAGCCCCUCAUUGAACCCAUUCGACAAGAGGCUACAACCCUGGUUGCAAUAUUCUAUCCUGCCAAUGAACCGGAGAGUACAACUCGGCGUCCAGUUGAGAUCUACCUAGAACGGAUCAAGCGGUUAGCAGCCUUGAAAGAGCAAGUUAUAAUCUACGCUCCCCCAUCGAUCUCUCCAACGAUCCGCGGCCUUCGCGACGACAAGCACUGGUACGUGAUCGAUGACUAUGAGUCAAUAUGGGACAUGCCGAACAACAUUCAUCAAAAGCACAACUUCACUCACGUCCAGCCAAAAAUCUUCUCUGCUUUCGAUCGCAAAGUCGGCGUCCUUGGCUGGGAGCCUGAAGACUGUUACAAUCAUGCGCAUCGUAGCGCCGUAUACAAUGCCAAAGUGUUCAUAACCUACGAUGCCGUAAUGCGAAACCCAUUCGGCUCAGAGCGGUGGAUGUACGUUGAUGCCGGAGUAUUCGGCGAGUACGGUCCUAAGAACGAGGAUGGAGAAUACUGGACCGAGAUCAUUUCCCACAAGCUCUCUCCCAAAAAGUUCGAUCGUAGUAUCAGUCUCAGCCGUGAGUCAGGCGUCGUCAUCGGCGAGUAUAUGCAGUCUCUCGCGUACGGGAUCAAAGACAUCAACCACCCAGCCUGGACGGAUCCAAAGAAGUCAUGGAUGUGUCAACACUUCAUCGCAGGUAACUGGGUAGGCAGCUCCAUAGGUAUGCUCAACUUUGCUGUGCGCUUCAUGCAGACUGUGGAUGACAUGGAUGCGAAUGAUAUGUAUACUGCGCGCGAAGAAUUUGUGAUCCCGCAAGUCAUGAUCAGAUAUCCGAACACGAUCUUUUCGAUACCUUGGAUGGAGAUGGAAUGGGGAAAGUGGGAACAUCCUAUCAAAGGCGCAUACUCGACAUAUGGUGGUGAGGAGAGUGUGCCUACGAUUGGCGAUCCGAUUGAAGGCGUCAUAUGCAAGGGUUACAAGCAGCGGAGAGGGCAUCUACCUGGUGGUGGUGUCUAUGCAUGGCCAUGGUUCAAGCGAAAGAAUGUAUAUGGGGCGAGCCAUCUCAGCGAUCUCCUUGGCCGCAAGGCGAAUCGCGAAUACAGCACAAAUGCCGCCACGUUAAUCGCCAAAGGUCUUAUCAAAUCUCGAGGCCCGAUCACUCUCGCAAGCCACAAUAGCCGCAAGAUCGUACUCCCAUCAUCGCUCACCGAUUGGGUCAAGUCCAAUAAAGAUCUCGAUCACAGAGAGCUUGUCCGACAAGACUUCUAUGCAGACUCUCCCGGAUUCGAAGGAUUGACUCUCCUCCAUUCUGGCAACAUGCUCAUGGACAUGAUUAAAACCAAACUAGGUCAGAACGACAGCUUGAUGCCCGUGAUAAAUGCGAGUGUGGUAAAAGCUCUCGAAAUCCACUGGGGCAACGAGAAAAGCUGGCAUACAAUCGACUGGCAAAAGGACACUACCGGUAUCAUGGCAAGCGCAGCAUCUUCAGUCUUCGUUGGUCCGGAAAAGAGCGACGGUGCGGAGUGA
Messenger RNA from Alternaria atra, 1743 nucleotides. RefSeq lists its product as uncharacterized. The coding region runs from base 1 to 1743 and encodes 580 amino acids. The transcript has 2 exons. The record is from RefSeq and is a predicted model, not a curated record. Lineage: Eukaryota; Fungi; Ascomycota; Dothideomycetes; Pleosporales; Pleosporaceae.